GAGAGGCUACAGUAUCGCGGAGAGCAGCGUUUGCGCGCAGUUCGUCGAGUACUCUCGUAUUUCAAGCUUAUAGUUUCUAGUAAAUAAAAGUGCCAUUUAAACGAUGCCGGGAGGACCAGCGAAAAUCUACCAGAUCGAACUCCGCGAUCUGGAACCGCUGUUGCGCAAGAAGCUGGGCGAUGACCUCGAGCUUGUCGAUUACGCAGCCGAGUCCCUGCUGCCGUCGGGAGAAAAUUACGGCAGCACGAUGCUGAAGGUCCACGCCGUGAUCAAGAGAAGUAGAACCGCCGAUAAGGAAGAUCUGGAGCUGGUGGCGAAGAUGCUGCCGCCGACCGAUUUUCAGCGGGCGAUGUUUGACAGUUCGUACACCUUCAGGAAAGAGGCCUUUUUGUACGAGGAGAUGAUACCGUCUUAUCAGCGAUUGGAACGGGAGUUCGGGCUGAGAGACGAGGAAGUGUUUGACAUAGUUCCAGAAUUUUACGGGGCGAGGUAUUCCUUGACGGAGGACGAAGGAAGUUUUGACGACGACGCCGUGCUGCUCAUGCGGAACCUGAAGGUCCUGGGAUAUUACACGGGAGACAGACGAGAAGGUAUAUGCGCUUUUACGACUCGUAUCUUUCAGAUAUUGUUAACGACUGAUCGUAAGAAUUUAUAAUGCGAUAAAUUGGCAUUGAAUUUAUUGUGCUACACGUGUAUGGAAUGUUUUAAUCGUAAUCUUGAAGAAAUAAAAGUAUCAGCAAAGAACUGCAUCCAAUAUAUUAAAUUACAUAAUUUUAUAAUUCGAAAUUCAUUUAGUUAAUAACGAUGACACUAAUUAUUCUUCUAUUUUCACGCAGGUUUGGACCUCGAGCACGCCAAAAUAGCCACAGUUGCGCUAGCGCGCUUUCACGCACUAGGUAUGGCGAUGAAGCAGCACAAGCCCGAGUACUUUGAUGGUCUGAAGGCUCGUUCGAAAGCUCUGAAGUUUCCAGAUGAUAACGGCUUCGAGGAAUGCGUCAACAUGUUCAUACGCGUGAUGAAGCAGGAUCCUGAGAUAGCCGUGCACUCGGACUUCAUCGAGCACAUCAUGCCCAAGGCGUCUGAUCCGAGUCACUGGUUCACCGUACCUCCCGAGCCCUGGUCUACGAUAGUACACUCCGACUUCUGGGUUAACAACAUAAUGUUUCGCAAAAAUCCGAUAUCCAACGAGGUGGACGACGUGAAGUUCGUGGACUUUCAAAACUAUCUGCUGAUGAGUCCCCUGCGCGAGCUGACGUUCUUCCUUCUGGCCAGUAUGAACGCCGAUGUGAUGGAGAACGGAUUCGACCAACUCCUAAAUCUCUACUACGAAAAGUUUAUCGAGGUGCUGAAGAGGAUGAGGGUCGACACGGAGCCCUUUGCUAGAGACAAGUUCGACGCGAGACUGAAGAUCGACGCUUACGAGGAGCUUCUUCACUGCUCGUUUAUGCUGAAGAUUAUGACUUCGGAAGUCAAGGAGGACGAGCAGUUUGACAACCCUGACAAAUUCAUGCAGGAGGAUUCGAUCAGUGAGGGGUUCAGGAAGAGGAUACGCAUGUGCGUGAUGAAAUACGCGGAGAAGGGCUGGAUUGAGAAAGCGAAUUAAUUUCGAAUUGCUGUCUUUAUUGGGGGGAUCGAUUUGGGUUAUUGUUGUACAGUUUAAUGCAGUGUUACAUAAUCCACCCGAAUGUAUCGAAUAGCUUUUAUAUUUUUGUACAAAGUCAUGUAUUAUACUAGUACAAUUGAUUGCAGUAUUUUUAACUCGCAGGUCUGAACUUGUUACUUUUGCCUUUAAGGCUAAUAGUUUGUAACAAAAACAAAAUAUUCAUAUACAUUCAAUAUAAUUAUGUUAUGUAUUUACAUACCCAUCAUCCCUGAUAUCAGUAUUCACAUCGUCAUUAUAAUUUUCAUUGCGAUAAUUGCUAAGCACAAAGUUAUCGUUUUUGAAAAAAAACAUUUGCUAGAUAAUUUGCGAAGUUUAUCGGUGUUUUUGUCUCACACGUUUUUCUCGAGCGAUAAUAACUCCACCUGUGUAAAUCAUUUACAUUUCGCGCACUUGAUGCGAUGGCUCGAUUAAGCUUGAUCUGAUUUUUGUUAGCAGUGUAAGGUGUGAGGUAUGAGCAAUCUCUUAUUCGGACCGGGAAGAACAAUAUCUUUGAUCGCUUUGAUAUGCUCCAUUACCGAAGCCCACCUGUAGAUUCUUGUCAUUAUUCAGCAGACACUUGUUAUCAGUAGGCGACGAGAAUCAGCAGAAAUUUGAUUGAGCCAUAUUCAUUAGUCUUGAGGCGUCGUCAGGCGCAGAACUGUCACGUAUUGCAUACUCUGUGUUGUAUAACCAACGAAAAUCAAUACGAGCAGAAAUGCCGGAAAAAAUCGAAUUGCACAACGUCGAGUUACGGGAAUUGGAAUCCCUACUGAGCAAAAAGCUCGGCGACGAGCUGAGAGUCGUUAAUCACAGUGUCGAACCUCUGCUGCCUCCGGGUGAGAACUACGGUAGUUCCAUUCUCAAAGUACACGCGGUGGUUAAAAAUACGAAAGAUGCGGACGAGGAAACUUUGGACCUCGUGGCAAAGAUGCUACCACCGACCGAUUUGCAAAGAAUGAUCUUUGAAAGCUCCACGACCUUCAGGAAGGAAGCUUUCCUGUACGAGGAGCUAAUGCCGUCGUACCAGCGACUGGGACAGGAGUUAGGAGUCGUAGAUGCCUUUGACAUCGUGCCAGAAUUCUACGGGGCGAGGUACUCUUUGAAAGGCAAGAAAGAUUUCGACGAUGAUGCCGUGAUACUCAUGCAGAAUCUCAAAGUGCUGGGAUAUUACACGGGAAACAGGCGAGAAGGUACAGAUUUGGAGCACGCACGAGCGGCCGUAAAAGUGUUAGCCCGUUUUCACGCUCUGGGAUUUGCGAUGAAGUUGCACAAGCCCGAGUAUUUCGAGAUUCUCAAGGAGCGCUGCAAAGGUCUGACACCCCCGCCUGAGCAAUUUUAUAAGGAGCCUAUCGAGGCAUUAAUCCAAGCCACCAGCAACGAUCCAGAGAUGUCGAUUCAUUCGGAUUUCGUUAAAGCGGCGUUGAGCCAGGAUUCUUCUAAAAAUUGGGGCACUAAAUCCAUCGAGUCGUGGUCGACCAUCAUCCACUCGGAUUUCUGGGUCAAUAACAUCAUGUUCCAUAAGGAUCCAAAGUCCAACCGAGUCGACGACGUGAAGUUUGUGGACUUUCAGAACUACCAAUACAUGAGUCCACUGCGCGAACUGAUCUUCUUCUUCGUGACCAGUUUGAAGGACGACGUGAUGGAGCACGAAUUUGACGAGUUGCUGGCUUUGUACUAUGGAAACUUUAUCGAGGCUCUUAGCCGGUUGAAGUGCGACACGAACCAAUUUACUCGAGAGAAGUUUGAGGAAAGACUCAAAAUCGACGCUUUCGUACAGUUUCCGCAAAGCGUUGUUAUGUUAAAUAUCCUGACAGCGGAUGUACACAAAGAUGAUGUCACUCCUCAGAACAUUUUUCAGGAAGUGCUGAACGAAACGAUGCUGGGUAAACUGCGUAGGUGCGUAAAGAAGUAUGCGGAGAAGGGGUGGAUGGAAACACCUGAGCGAUUGCACGGAGUAGUGUUGUAGCGGCGAAUAAAUCGAACGUAGAACAAUUUAUUUGCACGAGUCUCAUAUGUCUCUCAUAAAUGAUUCGUUACUAUUGAUGGAAAUUAUAUGUUAUCCUGUUAUAUUAUAUUGGUAUAAUGGGAUUAUAAUUUAAUUGAAUGAUAUUUAUGAAGAAUUUCACUGAUCAAGUUUAUAUAUCCUAGGUCAUUUAUACUAAUAUAGAUAAAAUAAAUAUUUACACAUACCGUGCAUUAUUUUUUGCUAAAUAUUACAAAAUUCGAGGUAUAUAGUUUUAUACGUAAGAUUUUGGAUUCAAUGUGAUGACACAUAUAAGUUUUUUCCACUACAAUUUUUAAUGAAAUGGAUAUUGAAAAUCAAAAUAAUAAUAGUAUGACAUACUGAUAGUAUUAGAUAUCUUGGCAAAUAAUUGUCACAUGAUCAUCCGCCCUCCGAAAUAAAAAUGAAGGUGCUCUUAGCAUCAGUAGAAACAACCAGGGUGGAUAAGACAUGCUAUACGGUUAUAAUGAUUAUCGAAUGUCAGUAAUAUUCGAAUGAUCUUAAGUCAACAGUUCAUUAAAAUGUUGUAUUGCUAUUGUAUAAUAAAAUUAAAAUAAUUAU
This is a messenger RNA of Nasonia vitripennis (jewel wasp), 4205 nucleotides long. RefSeq lists its product as uncharacterized. The coding region runs from base 2358 to 3608 and encodes 416 amino acids. NCBI's taxonomy places the organism in Eukaryota, Metazoa, Arthropoda, Insecta, Hymenoptera, Pteromalidae. The transcript is spliced from 3 exons. The record is from RefSeq and is a predicted model, not a curated record.